ACUAUGACUCCCAGCGCGCGGGAAGGCUGGGAAACGUUUGAACGCGACCCCGCAACCCAAGCGCAUCGACCGAAUGCACCACGAUACACCAUUGACGGAACGGUACUGGCGUUCGUGCGAGCUUUCCAGCUCCAAUAUCGUGCCAGAACCUUAUAAGAGGGAAGCAUGUUUGUCCGCUGACAACAGAGCGGAGAACGGCUCGACUCGACAAGUACAGAGGGUAACUGUUCAUAGCAUGACAAAUUUGUUGUUUCAGAGACUGUGGGAUGUUAUAAGCAUGUAGGAACCGAGAGCGCAGGACGAUUUAGCUAAAAAACUGUGUUUCAGGGCCUGGCUGCGUUUCCAGCGCAGAAUUGAUCAAUCAGUAGACAUUCAUCAAUAUAAAAUGAUAGUAUGCAAAGCUGGCCUGACCGAAGUAUAGUUUUGUGUCGCUACAUGAGCAUGCAGUCGACUUGCGUUUAUGGCCUGCACGCUUCUUCCACAUAGAAAUACCACAAAGAGUUGUCCCGCUUCAUUCAAUAGUGAUAAAGGUUGAAGGAGUCGAACACCACAACCCGCUCUCGCUUGGAGGGGCCCCUCUGCCACUGAUAUCGUUCCUUUAGGAGAUACCCAGCAACAAACCAGCGACCCCGCAAGCGCGUCCUCACAUAAGAUUCAGGAGUAGGGUGCGAGAAAUCCUCUUCGUUUCUCAGAAACACAGGUUCCUGUCCCCUAACUAAGGGCUGCGCUCGGCUCUACAAUCAUGAUUUGUCGCAUAUGAGUUAAAUCUGCGUAAACAGCAUGCAGAAGCAGAUGAACCCUUCUCUUUGGGUACUGGUUCUGGCCACCAGCUUCUUCAACUUCGGCUGGUCCGCCAUCGAUCCCUCCAAGAUCUGGCAACCCAUACCCUUUCAGCUUGACGGCCUUGACUAUGUGUUGUACUAUGAGCCCCUCACAUUCGUGGACGCGGUGGCCACAUGCGCGGGCACCACCCUGCUGCCGGGCGGCCGGCCGGGGAGCCUUAUGAUGAUGGAGAACGUCGCACACAUGUUCCAACACGCCGCCAUUGCGCGGUCGGACAUUGCAAAUGCCAUCAUUGAGGGCUACGGCCUCACAGCCGACCCCGCACAGAUCAACUGCAACCUGUGGGUCUGGGACAGCGCGCGGAACUGCAAAGCCUUUUGGUUCGACGUGGCGAAUAGCAUGUUUAUCAGCGGCGAUGUCACGUGCAACUGGACACUGGGCUUUGUCUGCGUGGAUGCCGAGGCGGCGGAGCAGCGCGGGUGGCAGACCAGCCUGCCCUGGUACCGCUCCUACCUGGCCUCUCGGGUGCAGCCCUCGCCGGCCGCGCAACUGGGCCCCGGCACAUGGGGCUGGAGCCUGGCGGAUGGCGAGGCGGUGGGGUCCUUCAGCCCGCCGCUCUCCAUCACUGCCUACUUCAACAGCACCCCUGCACUGUGGCAGACGGGGCCGCCGGUCAGCAUGCUGUACAGGGGCGGCGGCCACAACUUGUACGCGCUGAUACCGAUUCAGGACUCAGCCAUAGAGGUUGGCUACUACUUAGCAGCUAACCAGGGCACCCUCCUGGCGACCAACGCCAACCUGUACUGGGGCGGCUAUGACCCCACCAAGGACAAGGGCUCCAGCUUCGAGUACCUCAGCGCCAUUGUGGGCGGCCACGACUACGUGGUCUCAGUGCAGGGCUGCUACCUCCCUGGCGUGCAGCUGGAGCGGCUGUACUUCGUGACGCGCACCGGCCGCAGCCUGCAGUUCGGCCGCGGCUACUGCACCGCAUGGUUCAGGCAGGACGCGCCCCCAGGCGGCUACCUGGCCAGCCUCGCGGGCUGGGCCGUCAACCAGACGCUGUGGCCCACCGUUGGACCGCCCUUUGACAUUGACGUGUCCUUCAUCUACCAGAUCCGGCCCAUCUGGGCGGUGCCUCCUGGCGGCAGCCCGCCGCCACCCAUGUCAGUGGACCUGCCGCCGCAGCUGCCCGCAGGUGGCGGCGCCUGCCCUGCCUCCCGCCCGCCAGUGUUCACAAGUUCCCGACAGUAUGGAAUGCCGGGCGAGUGCGGCGCGGCCACUGGAGCCGUCUGCAACAGCAAUCAGUGCUGCGGACUCAUGAUAUGGGGGAAAAACCGGAUGUACGCCUCGUGUGGGACAGACGUCACUCCCUGCCAGACCGGCUGCAUGUCUGGCUACGGCAUGUGCGGCGUGCUGCCGGAGCAACCACUGCUCACCUUCGUGCGGCCGCCCAGCCCCCCGCUGUCAUCCUACACCCCACUGCUCCUGGAUGCCUCCAACACGCCGCUGAUAGUCAACGGCAGCCGUGUGGUGAACUGGACCCCCACUGUCACCAGCCCCUCCGCGGCCUACGCCUCCGCGCCCCUGUCGGCCUCAAACCCGCACCAGCCGCUGCCCGUGCUGUACGUCCUCAAAACCGACGGCCCCGUCACAUACUCAGACGCGCUGGCGUUCUGCAACUCUAGCACUCAUCUGGGUUUAAGCUGGGAGAUGGUGGGUGUGGCUGAUUCCCUGGGCUUCACUGUGAGCGGCACCAUGCGGCGCGGAGCCUACACCGCCAUCAAAGACACUGUCAUGUGGUUCCACUCAGACCCUGCAUACGUCGCGGCGGCGCCCACCUACGGCUGCCUGCGCGGCAAGUUUGGUGCACUGACGGGUGCGACGUAUGACGUGUCCAUCGUGGGCCCGGGACCCUGUGGCAUCACGGCCGCUGCCAUGUGCCGAGCUGUAGGCCUCACAUCCGCCAACGUCUCCCCACCACUUGCCGGCCAGUUGAGGCGGCUGCAGCAGCCGUCUAGCACAACGGCCGCCGCCCCACCCGCCGCCGCGACUGUAUGGAAGCCAGGCCGCCACUCCGUGUGGCUGUCUGCCAAGCACGGCGCCGGCCCCUUCAGCUCCGGCUCCUGCGGCUUUGCGCUGGCGGCGGUCCCGCAGCUGGAGGCGGCUCUGCUUCAGCAGCUGGCGUCACUCGUAGCUGACGCGGACGCACCGGCAGCAGCAGUAAGCCAGACAGCAGGCGCAGGCAACACAACCACCAGCACCACUGCAGCUACACUCGGCAACAGCACAGCCGCUGCCCCCACCACAGCAGCUUCUAUCACACUUCCCGGUACAUACAUCGGUGAUGUCGACGUGUCUUCAUUGCAGCCGCCGCUGGCGGGCCUUUCUUUGAGUCGCGCCUCCUUUGCUGACAACAGCUCAGACGCCUCUGACCUCAUUGCGGGCCUGCGACUGCACCUCAACACGAGUAGCCAGCAGGGCCCCUCCGCCGGUAUUACUGCGACGCGUGUGGCGGGCGUGGAGAGCAGUGGUGGCUGGGAGGGCAUGGCGCUGGUGCCUGGGGAGGUGGUGGUGGCUGUGAGUGUGUGCGCGGGUGGCUUCGUGGAACGGUUGGUCCUGCACACCAGCACUGGCCGCCUGCUGACACACGCCUGGAGCCGCCAUGCGCGCUGCACCCGCGGCUUCACGGAGGCGGCGCCAGCGGGCGGGUACCUGCUUGGGAUGGCGGGUCACGUGGGCUCGUAUGUGGAGGACCUAGUGUUGGCCUGGGGCAGUCCUCUGCCAACGCCGCCGCCCAACCUUCCGCCGCCGCUCGCCCCGCCCGUAGUGGACACGGCGGCAGCGGGCGGCGCUACCGAUGGCCGCACCAACACCACGUCGACCGUGCAGCUCACCGGCUCAAGCCCCGGCACGAGCAGUAGCAGUAGCAACAACACUGAGGUCAUAGUCGGUGCCGUGGUGGGCGGGACAGUGCUGCUAGUCGGACUGCUGGCGGCAGCUCUUCUGCUGCUGCGCCGACGCCGCAGCCGGCAGCACUUGGACACGUCCGCCAUGGGCAAAGCUAGCGGCAGUGUGAGCAGGGGUAAGGCAAUCACGGACACGUGCCGAAGCACCUCGAGCAGCGGUAGCGAUGGUGAUGGUGGCACCAUGAUAAUGGUCACCACGGCUACCGGAGACGGUGUCACGGUGGCUCCCGGAGCCCCAGUGGUUUUGAACCUGAAACCACACCGGUAUGCGUCUGAGGAGGGCGGCGCGAACGCCACUUCCUCCACGCUGCCGCACGUGGACGGCUGCUCGGGAGAUGGAAUGGUUCUGACGCCGCCUGGCUCCGGGGAGCUGGGUCAGUCACCACCCUUGUCAUCAGAGGGAGUCGUGAUUGCCACAACAACAGCAACGGCAGCACCAACCGCGGCAGCAGCAGCCGCAGCAGCCGCGGCAGUGGCAGCUGGCCUUGGAGCUGCAGGAGCUCCUGUGCGGCAGGGGCCGACUCUGGGCGAUGGGGCUGCCGGCCGGACCAGUGGGGCGCAGCAGGGGCUGGCAUCGGAUGUGGAUUUGGACCUGGACGGUGACCUACUGGGGACACACGGCAGCCACACACACGGCGCCGAUACCAGCACCACCACUCUGGCGGGAUUCGGCGUUCCGGUCGCCGGCGGUGCUGCAGCUGGACGAGGAGUGGCUGCUGGCGGCGGCCGCGCAGACACACCGAACUCAGACGGUCAGGGGGCGGUGGGCAGCAAAGGCUUCCACGGAUCCGCUGCAGACGGCUCAGGCAGAAGGCCCGCAAUUAGGAGCGGCGACGGCCUGCCCGCCACCCCGCGCAAGGGCUCCACUGUGGGUCCGUCCCUCACGGCCCAACGUGUGGCGGCGGACUCGUCGCUCACAGCGCGGGGCAACCUGGUGCCGGCGCACGCAGACCGCGCUAUGGAGGUAGUGAUGGCCCCAGGUCUGGGCGGGCAAGCGGGCUCGGUGACAAAUCUGCAACCGCGCUUCCAGGGGAAGGGAAGCGGCGCUGGCCUCCUGCCAGACGCUCAGGCAGAUGCCGGUAGCACCGGCAGUGGCGGCGCCUUCAGUGGCCCGUCGGCGCAAAGAUCAGAGCAGCAGGACGCCAGGUCCGGCGGCGCGCAGUCCAGUGGAAAGGGCAUGCAUUCCACUGCUGCGUCGGCCAUGACCACGGGGAGCAACGACUUAUCGGCCGCACUACCGUCACUUGCGCUUGGAAAGAACGUGAUCAUUGACUGGAGCACAGUCCUGGGCCGAGGCUGCUCCUGUGUUGUGUACCCCGGCACGCUCACGCUGCCGCCUGGGGAGGGUCCUGCUGCUGGCGCUGCCGAGGUCGCGACCAUCCCAGUCGCAGUAAAGCUGCUCAUGCAUUUGGCCGCGGCGGCAGUCGAGGAGGGGGGAGGCCGCGCAAAAGGUGCUGGAGAGGCGGGAGAUAAGGCGGAAGGCGAGGGCGCGGCUGCCGCGGUAGCGCUGGCUCACCGCAACCCAUCCGCGCUUCCGUCGGAGCUGCGUGGCCAGCUGCGCAUGCUGCAGGCGGAGGUGGCGGUGCUGAGCCGUCUGGACCAUCCCAACAUUGUCAAGUACUACGGGGCAUGCCUGGACCCGACAACCACAGCCGCAGGGGCAGUGCGCAACAGCAGCGGCGGCGGUCUGGAGACCAGCUCCGCGAGCGCCGGUGGGGACGCAGGGUCUGGGUCCGGCAAGUCUGGCGCCACAUCAUAUUCCGUGCCUCCCGGCAUGUCCAUCGACAUGCCCUUCCUGGUUGAGGAGCUGAUGCAUGUGCCCCUGAGCCGCGUCAUCCAUGGCCGGCAGCCCGACGACCCCAGCGCCUUCCUGCACGACUACGGCUUGGUCGACAUCCUGCGCAUCUGCAGGGAUGUGGCAAAUGCUCUGGCGUACCUGCACCCAACCGUUGUGCACCGCGACCUGAAGCCGGCCAACGUGCUGCUGGACGAGCGCGGCACUGCCAAGGUGGGCGACUUUGGUCUGGCUCGCUUCAAGGCGGGCACACUGCUGGCCACAACCAACGUGGAGGUGGGCACCACGCCCUACAUGGCUCCAGAGAACUUCGCGGCGGGCGGCGAGGCGGCCGUGAGCGACAAGUCCGACGUGUUCGCGCUGGGGGUGCUCAUAAACGAGAUGGUCACACGCCAGCGGCCCUGGACCGGCACUCGCAGCGCCGUGGUCGGGUACUUGGUGGCGAUCGAGGGCCAGCGCCCUACCAUGGCGCCCGCUGACCACCCACACUGCCCACCCGGCCUGCGCUCUCUGAUCCAGCGCUGCUGGCGGCAGAACCCCGACGAACGGCCGUCUGGCGCGGAAAUUGUUAAACGCCUCACGCUGCUGCUGGCGGAGCACGCAGCGGCGGCGCUCUAGGUCCCUUGGAGGGAAAGGAAAGGUGGCCCCGCCCGGAGGGAUGCUGCACCCACCUCAGAUGGCAGCAGGGCACGGUGCAUUUAGCAGAUGUUAUGGUAGCAAAUGGUAGCUGCGUUUUGAGAUACCCAUACGGGGUACGUGUGAUGACUGCGUGGCAGUUGUUUGACUUUUGCGGCUGCUGGUGUACUUGGCCUCUGGACCCAGCGUAAAUGCCGGGAAUGCCGCCCAAGGACUGUGACUGCAUGAGGAGGUCAUCAUUGUACUGCUGUGUAUCCAUGAAGGCGAGCAGGAUGUCGACGGUCAGGGAGACAGGGACGCUUCGGCGCGCACGGAUGCGGUGGCUGGCGGGAAGAUGCAGUCAUAUAGCGCCAGUUGCCAGCGGAACUCAUCUUAAGCCAGGGCGAGGUCAGCCAUGUACAACGCGAGGUUGGCGCCCAUGGCGACGUCCCGUAUUUGGAAGUAGUGCGAUGUGGCGUGCAGGCUUUGGUGAGGACAGGUGAGGAGGACCUGUAGGCACCCCGCCGGGUAGGCCCGGGUGCACCCACGACUUGGCCGGUGUCCCACACGCGGGGACCGUUAGUUCGCAGGGUGUCGGCAAUCCGCAUGUAAAGCGUCCAUUCU
Messenger RNA from Chlamydomonas reinhardtii, 6783 nucleotides. RefSeq lists its product as uncharacterized. Gene Ontology annotation, biological process: protein phosphorylation. The transcript is spliced from 25 exons. Gene Ontology annotation, molecular function: protein kinase activity; ATP binding. The record is from RefSeq and is a predicted model, not a curated record. Bases 781 to 6162 code for a protein of 1793 amino acids. NCBI's taxonomy places the organism in Eukaryota, Viridiplantae, Chlorophyta, Chlorophyceae, Chlamydomonadales, Chlamydomonadaceae.